Ectocarpus sp. CCAP 1310/34 is the source of this 1516-nucleotide messenger RNA. The record is from the annotation of a GenBank genome assembly. Lineage: Eukaryota; Phaeophyceae; Ectocarpales; Ectocarpaceae.
UACCCCUCAGACGCUAGCUUCACAGCGAUUGGCGGCUACUGUCCCGAACUAAAGAUUUUCUGGAGAUACACGAUCGACUCAUCGUUGUCUGCGGAGCUCAAGUGCAAGGCGCAAGAGAAGGAGACGUCGGACAUUACGAUCAAUCUGUUAGAACUCGCGGGCAUGUUCAUGACAGCGUGGGUAGUCCAAAUGAUCUUGAAAGACAGACCUGUAGAAGAAGGAACACAGGGAAAGGAUGGCCGGGGAGGCACGAGCGUCGAGGGAGAGCGGUUGGUCAACGCACUCACCUUCGGGUCUUUGGGAAGUGGUACCAACAAGGUGUAUCAAAGGAUGUGGAACACGUGGAAGGAGGCUCGAGCAGGGGCGGGUUCGGGCCCGUGGCUCCGCGAGAGCGAUGGGGUGGAAAGUGCGCCUCAGAAAUCUGGGCGGACGACUCGGGGCUCGUGCACUCGGAUUUUUGUCUGACAAGAGGAGACCUGGGUUUCUUUUGCGGUCCGGUAAGGGUUGCAUGGGCAGACCGGAGGCAGGCCAGCCGAGUGGAAGUCACGUUCAGAGCGUCAAAAGCAGAUCAAAAACGUUUGGGAGCAACCGUCACUAGAUCGGGAGAAGCGUUGAAGGUGUUACUCGAUCUGUUAGAUCUGCACCCCGAGCUCGGGAGUCAUGCGCCGUUGAUGCAAUCGUGAGCACAAGACAGGUGGAAGGUGAUUUCGAGGGCAGGGGCAUCGAGACACCUCAGGUUACUCGUGAGUGCGGCGGGUAGAGACCCACAGAAGUAUGCGUUGCAUUCAGGAAGAAUCGGGGAGGGCACGCAUCUAGCAAGUAUGGGGGCGUCGGUGAUUCAGAUCCAGAGAACCGGGAGGUGGAACUCAUCGGCUUUUAUGGUGUAUGUUAGGGCGGGGGGCGAAGGAGCAAAGUUUGUGUCUCAGGCCCUUACGGAACCCGAGGAGUGACCGGGGAGCGGUUCGGAGGAGUAGGUCAUCGGACAUGCCUAAUGGAGUAAGAUAUGUUCAGGCCAGAGGCCGAAACAAUAGUAAUGAUAGUAGGGCAAUCUUGAGAAGUUUGCAACGGGUUAGUCCGAUAAGAUAACGUUGGGAGCAAACGGCAUUUUACCUGCGCUCUCAAUUUGCUUCAUGUGUCUUGGGUUUUGCUUUGGUUGCCUGCAGAAAAAUAAUCCAGAAUUCUUGAGCAAACAUAAACGUGAAGAUUCAGUACGUAUUUGAAUCUGUGGUUUGUGGAGGCGUGUUGGAAUUCGGAAAAGCGGGGAUCGAAGGAAAGUAGAGACAGCCCUGGUGGCAGAAAGUUUUUGUGCUCUCGCUGGGCGAGAGACAAGCAGCAAGUGCAUUUGAGAGAAGGAGAGGAGUAGCAGAGAUAGCAGCUUUGAGGAGCAGCAAAAUCAAGGAGUGCCUUCUAGGAUUUGAUCGAUUUUCCCGCCCACCCACACCUAUCGCUCAAGAGAGGGGGGAGCAUGGGGGGGUCUAGUCGGUCGACGACUAGGAGUACCGUGUAGGUAGUUUAU